AUGAAUGAAUUCCGCCACAUGUCACCUCACAGCGUCAGCUCUAAUGACGGCGCACCCAUACAGAGGAGGAGGUGUGAGGCGCACGACACGGAAGACAAAGUGGCUGGAAAACAGGAGCGUUUGGAGCAAAAACAUCCAUCUACAUUGUUUUCUCUGACUUUUAUCUUCUUAUUUUUUCAGAUCUACUCUCCGGACCACACGAACAACAGCUUCUCGUCCAAUCCCUCCACCCCAGUCGGCUCCCCACCCUCCCUCACAGCUGCCAGUUCAGCUGUGUGGUCGAGGAACGGCGGACAGGGAGCGUCGUCGCCAAACUACGAGGCUCCACUACACUCUCUGCAAAGUCGUAUCGAGGACCGUCUGGAGCGUUUGGAUGACGCCAUCCACGUACUGCGGAGCCAUGCGGUGGGACCGUCGACGGGUAUGACCAGUGGGCACGGUGACAUGCACAACCUCAUUGGGGCUGCACAUACGCACAACGGCGCUAUGGGCGCACUGAGCAGCGGAUACGGGACAGGACUGCUGUCAGCCAACAGACACUCCCUCAUGGUGGGCUCUCACAGAGAAGAUGGCGGCGGCGUGGGCAGUUUGCGUGCCGGACACUCGAUGGCGGGUCAGGUGCCGGUGCCUCAGUUGCCCGUUCAGUCGGCCACAUCGCCAGACCUCAGCCAGCCCGACCCGUACCGCGCCCUUUCUGGAGGCCUUCAGGGCCAGAGUACCUCCUCCGUCAGCUCGGAGAUCAAGUCUGAGGACGAGGGGGACGAGAACCUCCUGCAGGACACGAAGCCCCUGGACUCCAAGAAGGAGGACAUUGACAGCAAGGAUCUCAAAGCUAUUGAUAGGUCAAGAUCUAGCAACAACGACGAUGAGGACCUUUCUCCGGAGCAGAAGAUGGAGAGAGAGCGGGAACGGAGAAUGGCCAACAACGCGCGGGAGCGUCUGCGCGUCCGCGACAUCAACGAGGCCUUCAAGGAGCUGGGCAGGAUGGUCCAGCUGCACCUGAAGAGCGACAAACCUCAGACCAAGUUACUGAUCCUGCACCAGGCCGUGGCUGUCAUCCUCAGUCUGGAGCAACAAGUCCGAGAGCGAAACCUGAACCCCAAGGCAGCCUGUCUGAAGCGCCGCGAGGAGGAGAAGGUCACGGUGACAUCGGACGGGGCUCCCCUCUCGUUGGCUGCGGCACACCACGCUGCCGCUGCCGCCAUGGGCGACGGGUCCAACCCCUUGGGACAAAUGUCUAAGGUGCCAGAGUUCAUCAAGAUGAUGAGUGACCACUUCCUCUGACGGCGUUUCCAUGACAACCCGGCAAUCGAUCAAAACCCGUUGUUGCUUCAGCCCGACCAAUCAGAUUCUCCGGAACUUGGGCCUGACCAAUCAGAUCAGCCUCUUUCUCUCCUCUCGUCUGUCCGUCUCCGAUCCUCCUCUUCACCUUUGUCUCCUUCUUCUGUCGAGAACACAAACUGCAGAGUCACUUUGCAUCUCCAGCUGAAGUGAACUGGAUGCUACUUUGUGGAGACAUUAAACAGCCACUGUAACAUGGCUGCUACAGAGUGGCAGUUUGUGGGAGCUUUUGACACAAAGUGACAGCAAUGGACAAAAGUCUUUGGAAUCACAUCAUCCAAGAAAAUCUUCUUCUUGUACUACUUGUUUUAUCAGCAUUCCCAGUUUUAAAGAACAAAAGGGUUCUAUAUAUAGUAUAUAUAUAUAUGAGAAAAGGAAAACAUGACAAAAAACUUGUUAAAAAAAGUGCAACUGGACGCGGGCAAUGAGGAGGGUACAGGUUUGGAAGGGUUGUUCAGAACGGAGCAAAACAUAUCACAAAGUGUUAAAGAGAUUUUUUUUUAAGCAACAUUGCGCAGCUGUUGUUGAAUGCAGCUUCAGCGCGUCUCUGACUGAAUGGCAAUCUAACGCCACACUGUGGAUGAAGCUGUGCCUGAUCUCCUCUUGGAUGCAAACCAGUCAGAUAGAUACAUGUGGAGAAGCAAACAAAACUUAAAAAAAAGAACAGGAAAGUUCCUGGAAGUAUUAUGGAAGCAAGCUGCCCACUCAUACAGUACAUUCCCAUACAAACCACACAUUUCACCGAUUAAAUUAUAAAUGAAAGAUAUUAGGAACCUGUUACAACCCUACUGCUUUUUGGAGGCACUUGAUUUGCCGAAUGAUCUGAACAACAAUUAAGUUUGCAAGCGCUUUUUGACUAUCAUAGAUGCCUAGAAAGAAGCAGGGCUGAACGAGAAAAACGGGGGCCACUUGUUCUUCCCCUUCUAAUGCAUUCCUUCGUAAACUGCAAAUAUUUACAAUAGAUUGUCAAUAUAAAAGAAAUCUGAACAUGUUCAUGUAUUUUAUUAGUGUUUUAUGCUUACAGCCAUGUUGACUUUGUUAACAAAGGGCAAAAUUGUACGAACUGGACAGUUGUACCCAAAUGACCCAUGUGUAUCUGAGAGGAAGAAAAUACCUAGAAAAUCAAUCAUUGAGUCAAUUAAUCAAUCAAUUAGUGAGUGACUUCAGAGGGACUGGGGUGUUUAAACUAUUGAAGGUAGAGCAAUUACAGAAGACAGGAAGGAAGAAUCAUGCUGUAAUGAAAAAGUGUACUUCUACAUGUGGCAAGAAGGACAUCUUCAUUUGAAAUUAUUGUUGGGGGGUUGUAGUGCAGAUGCAAAAAUGACAACAGAAAGGAAGAGCUCUAGCAAACAUCUCGAAUCAGAGACCUUCGUCAGAAAUUACUGGGAUUACUGGGCAGAUAGUUGAGAGGAUAGCAGAUGAUAAAAAUGAUAGAUAGAUAGAUAGAUAGAUAGCAUAGAGUAGACUAGAUAGAUAGAUAGAUAGACAGAUAGUGAAUGAGGGGGAAAGAGAGCUGGACUGAGCACUGAAGUGAAGACUAUUCCAAGUUUAGCACAUUCCCUGAAUCGCGAUCACGCCACUUGAAUCGAGUGCUCCAGAAUCCCUGAAGGCCUGAACUAUGAGAGCUUUGGGAGUCAUGGAAGGGUAGAGAGACAAGCAGAAUUGAAGUAGGCCAACAUCUUGAGGCUAAAGACAGAUCGAGAGGAUGAAAAAUCGAAGCCGGAGGUCUAAAUGAUGAUGACGCUGCAGAGGAAGCAAGGGAACAAUCAUUGGGGUGAGGGGUGUAUCAUUUUCUUCUAGGGGCCAAGCAGCAGAAGUCAAAGCAUUCCUGUGUUGGAUUCAUUAGAUUCCUACAUUUCCUGGUUUAAUAUCUGGCCGAUCAUACCCCUAAACCUUCAACCCCAACCUCAGACUUUCUUGCCCAGAGUACCAACCUUGGGGGACUUUCUGAUUGACAUUUGCUUCCUGGCCGUAUCACAGAAUCGUUCAUUCGUUGAAGUGUCUGUUGCUGGGACCAUUAACUGUUUGAAAUUUCAUUGGCCUUGCAGCUCUUUGCUUGUUGGUGUCACAGUGAUGUUGGGCAACAUUUCGAACACAGAGGCCUACAGCUGUCCCUGUGCCAGAGGACCAAAUAUGGGCAGACUCUGGACAGACUGCUCGAUUAGGCUAGGUUUUAUGGUUUCAGACUUUGUCUCAUUUGGCCUUAUCAUCAGCUACAGUUAGCAGAUGGUUUGGGCUUGUGUUGCCUUCCAAGGAUAAAAUAAGUGUGUAUUCUUGUGUGUCAUUUGUCAUGGGUCUGGUAUGAGUCCAGUGACCAGAGACGCCCGACAAAGGGCCCAGACAUUUUGAUUACCUUGGUUUGCUCAGUAUACAUGUACAUUCAGAUCAAUAGUCUACAUCUGAAGGAGGUCCAAUCCAGAAAUCACCACUAAUAUUUUAUAUCGCUUCUGAAUUUGAAAGUUCUGCCUCUUGUACCUAGACUUAUCUAAGUUUCCUGGGUAGUAGAAGUGAACAUUGACUUGGGAGUGAUACAGGAUUGAGAAAGAAAAUGAUGGGUGGCAUUGACAAAAGUGAGAACAGGAAUAAAUAAUUUAGGACAGGUAGGUCAGGAUAAUAAAUUAUUGCAUUGUUAUGCUUCAAGGUCUACUUUCCAACAACAGACGAAGAUAACCGAAAUAUCUGCAAGAACGUCCACUGUGUUCUGGUGUCCAUCUGAAAGUCCCCUUUCACGGUCGCCCCAGUUGGAACCCUCCUCAAUCCUAUAGCCAGUGUUUAAUCCCCAGUCCCAAUGUUGUCUUCUCUGCUGACCCUAGCCUUAUGAGCCCUAAACCACAGCCCUAGCCCCUCUCCCCAGCCUCUUGCCCCACCUAAGCGUUCCCACCGAUGCAAUUUGAACAUUCACAAUUCUACCAAUGUGCCUUUUUAGAGUUCAUAUCAUUCGAGUUGCCAGAGGAGGACAUUUACCUGGUCUUUUAAUAGGAUGCAAGCUUAGGGAAACCUGUUCUUAGUCGUUAGGUUCUAUGCAGUCAGGUUUUUUACCAGACCUGGGAAUUUAAAAAAAGCUAAAAAGGAAAAAAAAGUAUUUUUUGGAUAAAAAAAAACUAAACUGUAUUUAAUGUACUGUACGCUUAUAUGUAAGUAGACAGCGUGUUCUGGCUUCGAGCCAAUGAGACAGACGCUUGAUUUAGCAAGACAAGCCCCGUCCCAGUCCUUUCCGUCCCCCCAAGUACUCCAUAAACCUGAACCUUUCCUGUUCCAAGCCCCAGCCCUGUUUCCAUGGUGAACAACGCGUCUCUUCUUGUAUUAUAGCUUAUCAGCUUUUUAUCAAUAUUUGAUCGGCUUGUCCGUAAGCCAAUGUAGUCUUCAGUACAAAGUGUGUGGUCGUAUGUUGUAAAGCAGAUUUUCUUUUUUUUCUCUCUCUCUCUCUCUCUCUCUUUUUUAAGAAGAAUCUUUUCUCUUAUUACUUUUUCUUUGUCUGUUCUGGUUUACAUGUCUAUUAUAGAAAAUGUAAAAAACAAAACAAAAACAAAAACAAAAAAACAACACAAUUCGCUAUCCGACAGCAUUGUUCUCUGUCGUGGUCAUUUUGACGCGGUUAAAAUCCUACCCAAUCAACAGGAAGGCACGGAAACUGGAAAAGAAUCUAUUUGAAUAAAUCAAUCUAUAUAUAAAUGUACAAAAAAAUAUAUACAAUAUAUAAGGAGGGUGCCAUUUUCUGUUUUUUUAUUUUCUAUUGCAAAGGAGUGUUUGCUUGGGGAAGAAUUAUUUUCUCAAAGACUGAACUGGCAGAAGUUGGCGAGGCCCCUCAGUGUUAUAAAUUUUCAACUGACUUUGUUGCAAUUUCUGUUGUUGCCAUGACAACACCCUCUGACUAGUACGGCACCCUGCGCAGGACAAAAUGGGACCGGAGUUCCAUCAGCUCCAUUCACUGCUAUCUAUCCAAGGCAACAACACACAGACGUUUGUAAAUUGUAUGCAACAAAAUGGCAAACUUUACCAUUAUUUUGAAAUUGUGUAUGUAAAAGUUAUAUUUUUACAUGUAGACUGUUGUUAUUUUGUGUUUUAGAAAUAUGUUGUAUCGGUUUUUUUGUUAAAAGAUAAAAAAGUAAAAUUCAGUGUGUGUUGAAAAAAUGUGUCACAUUGAAAAUGUAGUGAGGUCAAAAGUUCCAAAUCAUUUUAUUUUUUAUUUUUCAACCUUAUGUUUAUUAUCUGUGGGGAACAUUUUUGAGGGUUCGUGGGAGGAAUCAGAAAUCAUAAAAGAUAUAUGAUAUUUGUUUAAUUCUUCAUGCCUCAUGACAUUACCAUUUUUAAUUGUAUUUUUUGCAGAGAAAUGUGUAAAUAGUCAUAAAACAUUUUCUGUGAGGUUUCUGUGGGGUGAGGACUUGCCAGUGAGAGGCGAUGAUGAUGAACUUGUUUUGAUUUUUAGUGAGGUUGUAUUUGUCCGGUUAGUAGCCAGGUGCCAAAUUUUAGUUUUGGUCAGUGGUGCUCAGUACUGUAUGUGGUUUUGGUUGCCGACCAUCUGAAGUGUAAGUCAAAUUGUUGUCUUUGCUUGCACCACAAAUCACCUGCGUCAGAGCCGGCGUGAGCCAUUUUUUACUGCCAUGCGAUGAAAUUAUUCUGAUUUUCAAAGAAAAAAAUAACCCGGUAAAAAAAAAGAAAAUCAUAAAUUAAACCUUCCUGAUUUUGUUAUGUACAUUACUUAGGUAAAUUAAUUUGGAUAAUCCCAAAUUUUUCUUUUUUAAAAAUGUGUUAUAAAACAUAACAUUUGUUAGAGUAUUUGUUGUGAUAACACCUUUUUUUUAAAUUGUUAUAGGGUGUUAUAUAAAAAUCAAUAAUAUGUUUUUACAUAAACUAUGACAAAAGCGUAAAUUGAGUUUACAAAUUCAAUUCACUUUGGUUCCCCCUGGUGGCUUCAGGCCGGCUCUGACUCUGGUGCAUUUAUUUCUUUCAAGAUGGGUUGUAAAUGUUGAUUAAAUUAAAGACCCUCAGCACCUGAUUCAAGAUUAAUAUAUGAAAAUUUUGUGAAAGAUUGGAGUGUUGCUAAUAUUGAAAAGCAGGUCGUCAGCAAACAAUCUUAUCAGCUAUUUCCCCAAAAAGAUAUCAGAUCGUGUGCAAGGCAGUUUCAGUCAUUGGUUUUUAGUGUUUGCCAUUAAAAUUUAGCUUUUCAUCAAAAGGAAAAGCCGCUUUGAAUCGGACCUAGGUUAAACACUAGGAUUGAAUCUGUCAGUGUAAGUGCUAAAUGUAUUUUUUAAGUAAUGUUAUUUUUGUGAUGCUUCAUUUCAUAUUUUCUCUUUGUUGUAUAAUCAAGUCAUCUCCCGAUUUACAGUAUCUUCAUUUUUAUGUUACCCCUGAUGUUUCUAUUAGCCAAAAUGUUUUUUUUUCCUUUUCCCUCCCUGUUGUACAUACACGCCUCAUUUCUAUUUUUCAGUGACUGUGCCAUGAGCUUUGUAAUCUGUUACUCUGUACCAGUUUUACUGCAAUAAUGAGUUGAAUUCAAAAUCGCCACUCCUGUCCUUUGUUUUUCCCAACAAUCGUAGAAGCAGGAAGCAUUUCUCUCUUUUCUCAUGAUAGCUAACCCCAUUUAAAUGAACAAAUACACUUGGGUAUACUCCACGCAUUGUAUUACAGUACAUCUAAAAUUUGGUACAUUUAUAUAAUACUACAAUUAAUUUGUAUUUUUUCCACACAAAAUAAUGAAAAAAUUUCAAUCAAUUUAAAGGUUUUCGUGUCUUUAACCUCUAUAUAGCAGAAAAUUUAAAUUGUACAAAUGUCCACUGCCAGAAAAAAAAAACUGUUUAAAAAUCCUGCCAACAUUUUAACUCUCUUAUUACUGAGUAUUUCACCUAAGGCAUUGACUAUUUUUCCAUUUUCAUAUUCAUGAAUCAUUCAUGAAUUAUUUAUACUAAAACAUACGUCUUACUUUUUGAAAUCUCUGAUAAAAUGAUUAGACUCUUGGGAUCCUAAACCAUACAGAUAUUUUAGAUUUUAUUAAAUGUAAUUGUUUUUUUUGUUGUUUUUUCCUGCCAUACAUUCACACCCAGAGUCAGUUUAGAAAAUGGAUAUCAGUUUUAUCUCUGUGCACCCAUUACGGAGAUAGGUCCAUGAUGUGUUUAGCCUAGCUUAGCACAAAGACUGCAAGCAGGGGGGAACUGCUAGUCCAACUUCAACAAAAGAAAAAAAUACACCUUCAACAACAGCUUUCUGAUUUACAUGCUGUAGGUAACAAGCUAGUCACAGAUCCAACCAAGCAUCGGCUGUGUUUUGUUAACAGAGUUUGGACAGAGCUCAACUAUGAGGACACAACUUUUGAGAUGAAGUUACCGCACCCAGUGGUUGUUGGUCAACAAAUAGCUCUGAGGCUAACUGCUGCUAAAACCACAAUGUCUCCUUUACAUUUCUAUUUCUACAGCUAUUCUUAAUACUUUUAAACAUGUAAGCCAGACAGAUUUGGAGUUGAUACUGAUUUCUGGAACUCAGACAAGCCACUAGGAAUAAGAAAGUGUUUAUUUGUGUUUUUGGUGAACUGGCCUUUUAAGAUUAGCUGAAGAUGGUUGGCUACUGUAUGGUUUUCUUUGAUACUUUCUGAAUUUUAAUACACCUAACAUUGUGAAAUAUGUGGAUUUAAGAGUUGUCACUUAAAUCCAUUAACAACAACCUGCACAGCUACAAAUAUCCAUCCAUGCUUGUCGCCACUUUUGUGGCACAUUUUAUGUCGUUACAAGAAGACAACAUCUGUAUUUAUAAUGCGGCCUACAAAGUUCUGAUUGGUGGAUCGUUUGUCCAACUGGCUAAAGUAGAUAUAAAUGGCUAUGUUCACACUGCAAGCCUUAACACUCAAUACUUUUUGCUCAGAUUAUGCUUUUUUUUAUUUUUAUGUGGCCCAUAUCAGAUUCCGGUGUGAACAGGUCACGGGCCUUGAACUGACCCUUUCUGAUAUUGCUGUUCAGAACUGGAUCUGGUUUUGACCACAUAUGAGAGCGGCCCAAAUCAGAAUUGAAAAGAUCAGGCUCUAUGUGACUUGUACUGCUUACACUGUCAUAAAAACAAAAAAAUCUGAUCACAUAUGAGCAAAAAACCCUGCCUGCAGGGUGAACAUAACAACCUGUGGGCAGCGUUCCAGAGGUCAGGAACCAGGAUACUUUUAGAAAAUAGAGGGCCCUAAAUUCCAUAAGUAAGAUAGUAAUUUAAACUCAAAUUAGUAAUAUCAGGGAACAAUUCAUUGAAUAAUAAUAAUAUAAUAAUUACUAAAAAACAAUCAUUGUAAAUCCCCGCUGCAUGCCGUACGCUGGACUCUAGUAUGAACAACAAGCACAAAUGAACGGUUGACUGAGCUGAUGUUCACCAUGUUCUCUCUGUAAGUAUUAUUUUUCAUUUUCAAAGACAUCCUUCAUAUUUCAGUAUUAUAAUCAAUACGUGGAAGUGAAAAUACACGAAAUGUGGCCUUUUUUCUUUCUUCAUGUUCCUUGUUAAACAAUUCCGUGAAAAGAUGGAAAAGAAAAAAAUACAUGAAGCAGAAUGACCCUGUAAUCAGUGCCUGGGCUUUUUGUUAAAGCUUCCUUUGUCUAGUGCUCUUUUGCUAUGGAGUUAGUGCACCCUAUUACUGACGCAAAAUUUAAAUUAAUCAUAAAUUCAAAUAUAUUUGGCGUGUUUUUGCAGGGGCAAUCCUUUUAUACCAUGAACAAAAGUACAGUAUGAAAACAGAAUAAAUACAAUAAAAUGUUCCCUUAGUAAUUUUAUGGAAAUGUUCAAAAGUGAAUGAUGAAAAUAUAAAAAAAACACAGCAGUUACACUUUUCCCCUCUAUUGUGUGGCUGAUCGCCUCAAAUCUUUAUUUCAUUGUAUCUCCUGGUGCACGUGUUCGUUUCUACACUUCCAUUUUCUGAAUUAUUUCCGGUCAGUGUUGUAUUAUGUUAUUUUUUAUGUUAUAGAAUUAUUAUUGUCCUUAUGGUCGCCGUUAUUGUUGACAUUGUUAUUAUUACACUUUUUAUUCCAGAUCAGUGGAGGUGUUGGGGAACAGGUUCUUUUUGAUUUCUGUGCUGAGGGUUUUAUUCUUCCUCGUACCAGCCCAACAGUUGGCCGUUCGUUGCCUGUUGGUUCUCAUCUUGUAGUGAUUCAAUGAGGUUCAUGUUCAUGACCGUUCUGUAGCAAUAAAUGUGCCAUUUUUAUAAUGCA
This is a messenger RNA of Morone saxatilis (striped sea-bass), 9512 nucleotides long. RefSeq names its product transcription factor 4. NCBI's taxonomy places the organism in Eukaryota, Metazoa, Chordata, Actinopteri, Moronidae. Gene Ontology annotation, molecular function: DNA-binding transcription factor activity, RNA polymerase II-specific; RNA polymerase II cis-regulatory region sequence-specific DNA binding; protein dimerization activity. The coding region runs from base 1 to 1284 and encodes 427 amino acids. The record is from RefSeq and is a predicted model, not a curated record. Gene Ontology annotation, cellular component: transcription regulator complex. Gene Ontology annotation, biological process: regulation of transcription by RNA polymerase II. The transcript is spliced from 9 exons.